Messenger RNA from Rotaria sordida, 1653 nucleotides. NCBI's taxonomy places the organism in Eukaryota, Metazoa, Rotifera, Eurotatoria, Philodinida, Philodinidae. The record is from the annotation of a GenBank genome assembly.
AUGUGGAUAAGAGAUGCGAAAUAUCUAUUAUUACUGACCAUAGUAAUUUUCAUUUACAUUGGAAUCAAGUUCUUACAUGUUCACAACGCCUAUAACUCAGAUUUACCAUACAUCCAGUCAAAUUGGUUGCAACCGUCUCACCGAAAUCAAGAAUUGAGUAAACAGACAAUACAAAAAGUUUCUCCAACUGAACGUAGUUAUGAUGCACGAUAUCGUAAUAUAAAUUUAUUAAAACCAUUAAAAACAAUUCCUAGUAAAUUGACUUAUUCUGAAGUAAAUUUUUGUUCACCAUCGUCUCCACCAAUUUUAUGGCUCGACAAGUAUGGUAAUCCACAUUGGAAUGAAGCAGCUGAACGUGAAAUGUAUACAUAUCUACUUGAGAAACAAACUAUGAGUAAUAACAUGACGAACGAUACAAUAAUUGAUGAAUGUCUCAAGUGUCCAUUAUUUAUUAUAAAGCAGCAAGGAUGGGGAUUUUUUAGUCGUUUUCAUCGUUUUCUUGAGCAAUUCGGUCAAACACUCUAUAGUCCGUGGAUGGUUCUGCUAUCUUACUAUCGGUUUUCAGUUUCAAAUGCUGGUCGUGAUGAUUUCUUGAGUGAAGGUAUAGUUCGUUAUUUCAAUCCUGUUUCAACGUGUUCGAAGUUUAUUCGUCAUCCUCACAUGAAAUCAAUUCAAAGCCGUUUAUAUGGAGAUAAACAAAAUUCAGUACUUAUAUCUAGAAUAGAAGACCUUUUGUUCGAAAAUCAGCAAAAAAUCUAUGUAAAAUUUAGAUUAUUAAACCCCAAUACUAUAUGGGAUUUGGGUUAUGAACAUGUACCUCAUCGACGCUCAUUAUUCGAUUAUAAUCGUGUACCUCUUGACUAUAAUUUUUCAGUGUCAUAUCUGAUUAAUCAUACCUACGAACACAUCUAUCACGAACCUUCGUUAUCAUCUGAUUACCUUAACACAUGGAAAUCGCGUAAUCGUCCAUGGGGACAAUCAACAACGAAUUUACCAGGCAAAUCGUAUCAAGUGACUUGGCAAGAUCGCUUAUUUGCAUCAUUUCUCUAUUAUAUUUUUGUAUUAUAUUUUCAUCAACCUGCACCACGAAUUCGUCAGUUGACAGAUCUUCUUUCCGAACAUUGGUCAACAUAUUUGCAUGAUAAAAACGGACAAUCUCUUGAUACUUUAGGAGGCUUAUUUAUUCGUCGCGGUGAUAAAGCGCGUGAAGAUUCGUUUUGGAAGAAGCAUAGACAUUGGCGUAAUAUUUCAAUGUAUGUCAAAGGUAUUGUUAACGAGGAGCAACGACGAAAUCAAACAUUCUUAACUAUUUUUGUCAUGACUGAUGAUAGUUCAGUGAUGAAAUCGAUACACGAUUAUGCCAAUCCACACUCAAAAGGCAUCGAUGAACCAUAUGCGAGAAAAUAUCUACGUGGACGAGAAAUUUUGUAUAAUGUAUUCGCUCCACAAGCAUGCUUCGAUCCGUUCAUUCGAAUAGGAUUUGAACAAUUCCUUGUCUCAUUAGAAUUUCUUGUUCGCUAUGCAAAAUUUAUUGUAGGUCAUUCAGACUCGAACGUCGGACGAUACCUCGAAGAAUUGAUUUAUGCUCAUCAUCAACUGAAUCCAUCUAUUCGAACUAAUUCUUUGGUGAUAGAUGCACCAGAUUCACUUUAG